This is a messenger RNA of Ambispora leptoticha, 621 nucleotides long. NCBI's taxonomy places the organism in Eukaryota, Fungi, Glomeromycota, Glomeromycetes, Archaeosporales, Ambisporaceae. The record is from the annotation of a GenBank genome assembly.
AUGACGAAGAUUAAAAAAUCAACCAGUGGUUCGGAUAAAGUUCGUUCUGCCUUUACGGCCGAAGAGGAUGCGCACUUACAGGAAUACAUUAUACAAAAAAAGAGUGAAGGAGCAGCAUUAAGUGGAAAUAUGAUUUAUAAAGUAUAUCAAGCACCAAACAACCGCCACACUUGGCAAUCAAUAAGAAACCGUGCUAUCAAAAAUAUUAUUCCUCAGCUGUUAGCGAACGAAGCCGCCGGUCAAAAAACUCAGCCUAGAAUUCAUCAAAACCUCUUAUCGAAAUCUGAACAAGAAACUCUUCGAAUUUAUCUUCUUGCACAAAGGAACAAUCGUGAAGGACUGUAUGGUUAUAUUAUCUACCAACAGUAUCCGGCACUCGAUGAACACUCCUGGGAAACAAUACGGGAGUAUGCGAUUAAAUAUAUUAUCCCGUAUUUGCCUGAAGGAUCACAAGAGACCAGUGAUUCAAUGCAAACAGACGAUAACAACGAUACUCAUGAGUUCGAAGAACUUGGUAUUCAUGUGGAGAUAGGGUCGAUACCGGAAGUCAGUAAUUAUAAUAUCAAUGAUGAAAUGACAAUAAUCGAUCGUGAAACGAGUAGUCAAACAGACAUUUCUUGA